UCAUUGCUUCGCGAAAAGCGAACUGCAUAACAAAUCAACCAAUCAGAUCGUUCAGAAGCUUUGCCAUCCCAACAUCCCCGGAGUACUCCUGAUGCCACAUGGGAAGAUGUCUGUGCCUGAGGCAUGAAAAUCCCCAACCGUCGUUGCGGACAUUUCUUGGAACACCUCGACUGUAGUCGUGAAUGGCUCUGCAACGAGAUUCGGAUUCGAUCGUCCUUGGUUGAAUGGAGUUACCACAUGCUCCACUGCAGUGAAAAGUUCUUCUCACAGUCCGUUGCAACUUUGAUCACCCUGCAUAGCCAAGUCGUGCGGACGACGCAGUCAUCCAGGAGACAAGCUGAAUGGAUGUCUAAUCUAUCGCCACCAGCAUAUUUUGCGACAAUAGUUCCCCGGAUGCCCGCAUCCGACGAAGGAGAGACAACUUUUCUGCCCACAGAUCAACUAGCGUCGUCAAGUUGCUUCUAUACCGGCACGCAACAACGGCACACGACUCGCCAUCUCACCCUAUGGCCGUUUGAUUUAGUCGUGUUCGACAAUGAUCACACCCUUCAACCCACACUGGCGGAUCUAUCGGCCUCACUCCGAUCUAUUGUUGCGAUCACUGACUUUGACUGGCUCAUGGGCUUCUCGAAUGUGGCAUUGAGCCUGUCUCCCCUGCAUGGAAGAAGCGCGCCAGAAGAGCUCCCCGUCCUCGAGAAUUGGUUCUUCGCGAUAUUAUUGCUCCUUGCUGCGCCCAUAGAGCUGUCGCAAAUCUGAUCUUGAACUUGAUGUGGACAAAGACAGCCAAUCCCACCAAGGACCCUACCCUGUCGCCAAUGAGGUCUCCAUUUGUGAAUACGAUCAAGGACCCGCCCUGCAACCGCAGAGAGGUCCACGCCUUAAUAUUCUAAUGCAGAAGCGUAUGGAACUUCCAAAAUGCAUCCCACUAUCGAGGUUGGAUCAGCAAGCUCUUUCCCCAUCUGCGCGAUGCUUGCGGGCUCCAUGUCUGAAGAAUUCCUGCUAGUCCAUCAACUCGACGUGCUUGGUACGUUGACACUAAUACUCCUGGGUUUGACCCCCUAGAAUGGGUAUGCAUAUGCACGAGGCGGAUUAGCGCCGUCCUCGGCGCUGCACUGGGGUUGUAUGCUUCGGG
Molecule: messenger RNA, 1132 nt
Organism: Exophiala viscosa
Lineage: Eukaryota; Fungi; Ascomycota; Eurotiomycetes; Chaetothyriales; Herpotrichiellaceae
Exons: 3
Coding region: 124-756 (210 amino acids)
Source: RefSeq, a predicted model, not a curated record